Messenger RNA from Racocetra persica, 243 nucleotides. Lineage: Eukaryota; Fungi; Glomeromycota; Glomeromycetes; Diversisporales; Gigasporaceae. The record is from the annotation of a GenBank genome assembly.
GUCAAACCAGUUCGGAUAAGAAGAUAUAGAACAGAGUUUGCAUCAGAGAAUAAGCUACCAAUAAAAUUGCCAAAAUGGAUAUUGGCUAAAUAUGAAACUGAGAUCGAUAAAGAGAUGUAUGAAAUCGAUAGAGAGGUAAAUGAGAUCAAUGAAGAAGAGAGUAAAGUCAAAGAGGAAAAUGAUGUCAAUAAAGAGAAGAAUGAAGUUGAUAAAGGGGAGAAUGAGAUUGAAACUUUGGAGUAA